This is a messenger RNA of Phasianus colchicus (ring-necked pheasant), 911 nucleotides long. NCBI's taxonomy places the organism in Eukaryota, Metazoa, Chordata, Aves, Galliformes, Phasianidae. The record is from RefSeq and is a predicted model, not a curated record.
CUGGGAGCGCCUCGCUGUCGCACUGGGAGCAAAUCACCACGUGUUGGCACGCGAAAAGCGCCACUUCCGGCGCACGUCAUGGCGUCAUCAAAAAGCGCCGCGUCGUCGUCCCGCCCCCUGGCUCGCAUUGCUCACAAUGGCUCCGUAAAGGAGCGCGGGGAUUGGGCGCCCCGCGAGCCAAUGGGAAAGGGCGGAAGUAGAGCAAUGGGGGCGGGAUCUCGGGAAGGGCUGCGCGGCGAUUGGGCGUCCCGCGAGCCAAUGGGAAAGGGCGGAAGUAUGGCAUUGGGGGCGGGAUCUCGGUGAGUAGCGCUGCUUGCGUCACUUCCGGCGCGGGAAACGGCGCGGCGCCGGGCCGUGCGAAAAGAUACGGCGGCCGGGAGAGCGGGCCGCCACCGGAUGUGACGUCAGAGGGCGGAAGUAUGAACGGAAGAGACACCGGUUCCCCCUCCGCCCUGCGGGUGGCGCUGGCGGGCGCCUGGCAGGCGGUGCGGGGCCGGCGGCUGCGGCACUUCCCGCGGGUCCUGGCCCUGCUGGAGGCCGUGGGGAGGGCGGCCCCCGCCGCGCUGAGCUGCCAGCAUGGCGUCCGGCUGCGCCUGGGGCUGCAGGCCGCCGUGGUGCAUUCCCUCCUCCACGAGGAGCACUCGGAGCCGCAGCUCUUUGACUCCAUUGAUCGUUUCUUCCCCGAAGGAGCGACCCCAAACCUGGGGGGGGGACGAGCGGUGCGUCCUUGUGGGGUUUGGGGGAUUUCCUCCCGAUUUCCCCCCAUUUCCCCCUCAUUUCCCCCAUUUCACGCCCAAUUUCCUCUCAUUUCCCCCCAUAUUUCCUCCCCAUUCCCCCCUUUUCCCCCCAAAUUCUCCCAAUUUCCCCCCCAUACCUUCCACAUUUCCCAUCCUCCGCGCGGCAUCGCUUAA